AUGGAAUAAAAUUAUAUUAAACUUGUUAUAGUUGGUGAAAGCGGAGUAGGAAAAACAUAAAUUCUAAAUUCUUAUUGUUUUGGAUUGGCACCCCAAGUAGUAGAUGAUUUCACAAUAGGUUGUGAUUAUGUACUAAAGAGAGUUCUUUUGAAUGGUAAAUUCUUAAAAUUAUAAAUAUGGGAUGUAUCAGGAGCUGAAAGAGAAUCUCCUUUAAUGAAAAUAUAUUUAAAAGGAGCAUUAGGAAUUAUUUUUGUAUUUGAUGCAACAAAUGAAAUGAGUAGAUAAUAAUUAGUAAAAUGGUAGAAUGUAAUUUAUUAAUACGUUGAUGAAUAUAAUGGAAGACACAUUCCAUUCUUGAUUGUUUAAAAUAAAAUGGAUUUGAUUCAAUAAUAUGAUGAAUAAAAUUCACAAUAAUUUCUUUAAUAAUUUUGUUAAACAUUUGGUUUCUUUGAUGGAGUAUAAUGUUCAGCAUAUGAUAAUUAAGGUUUAAAGAAUGUAUUUGAAACAAUGGUUGAUGAAAUCAUUAGGAGAGAUUUAGUUGAAUUAUAAUUGAAAAAAAAUGAAAGUAAAAUAAGCAAACUUUAAAUAGAAGAUAAAGGAUUGAAAUUAAAAUAAAAAUCAAGAUGUUCAUGA
Molecule: messenger RNA, 633 nt
Organism: Paramecium pentaurelia
Lineage: Eukaryota; Ciliophora; Oligohymenophorea; Peniculida; Parameciidae
Source: the annotation of a GenBank genome assembly